CGAUCGCCAGUAAGAUGAUCAAACUAGUGUAUGUACAUGGUGAAGUAUGUUUGCUUCCUAUUUUCAUGUUGUCUCCACAAAUUGAAAAUGUCAUUCGGACAUUGUUACAUUUCCAAACAACUGGACUAAUUUUUUCAUUUUCAAUGAAGAAGACCAAAAUGUGUCAAAAGAGAUUGUAUUAACUGAAUGCCCUCAGGUAAUAAAUAUGUUACAGUUAAGAAUCAUACAGAUAUCUCAAAUCAUUACAUAUCAACGUGAUAAUGUUCCUUUCAAUGUAUGAAUAAGUAAUCAGUAUUUCAAAUCAUUUUCAUUUUAGGAUACCUAUGAUGAGCUAUUUAAAUUUGAAAGCCACAGAGAGAAAGGAACAUUAUAUAAUUUGAAACAGGUCUUUGAUCACACAGGUGUAUCAAAAAACAUUAUGGAAUGUUUCAAUAAGGCUGAGGAACUUCUCGUAUUCUCAACAGAAGGACUGACACUUUUGAACUUUAUGUCGCUUACCGAAAUGGACAACAUUUCAUCUGUACCACUUUGCUUACCAAACUCCAAAUACGAAAGGGAGCUUUAUAUGGACGAUGUUGCUGACAGGAUCAUUGACUCAGUGUUUUAUUCAUCAAACACAAAGAAUGUUCUCCAUGUUGCAAGUGACAAAAAUUCAGAAACUGGGAUGUACUGUAUUUGUAAGUUAGACAUAGGUGGAACAAUGGUUUAUUGUAACAACACGGCCUGUACAUUUGGAUCAUGGUUCCAUUUGGAAUGCUUAGAAAUGGACGAAGCCGAUGUUCCUGAAGGGGAUUGGUUUUGUUCAGAAGAGUGUAAAACAUACAGUAACACAAACAAAACGAAGAAAACAAGGAAAACUAUGAACAAAUUCAUCGACAUACAAAAUCUGUAUGUAAAGAGGUUGCUUUGGCGAGGAUUAAAUGACAUUGCAAGGCAUGAUGCAGUUAUUGAAAAUGAUGGACCAAGAAUGAUAAUGCACUGGAAGUUUGAUAUGGUUGAUUUCUAUAACAAACAUCACCCCAAAUAUUUCAUAUUUGGUCACAGGUUGCUUGCCAAUAUAGCAGGAGCUACUUCUGAAAGAAUGAGACACGCUCUUCUGUGGGAAAGAACAGUGAAUGUGCAUGGAGGUAAACGAAAAAAUGUACCAAAGGAUCUCCAUUGCGAGCAUUUAAACAAUGAAUACAAAGAAAAUAGUAGAAAGGCUGGUGGUCAGCUAACAGAGAAAACUGUAGGUAGGCACAGUCAAAUGCUUGGAAUAGGCAAGAUACUUGACAGAGUAUUUGAUGAGAAGGUUGUCAGCAGACCAACUCCCAUGAGAAAACAUGGAAAGGUUGACAGGACACCAGAUGUUUUAAGGAUGGUUGGAAUGCUACACCAUAUGGAACUUUUCCAAGUAAAGACUGGGAGAUUUUUCAAGGGAUUUGAAAAUUUCUACAUAGAAGGGGGCAUAAAAAACCCAAAACAAUUCAGGCAAAGAAUGGACAAACACAUGGAAACGUUGGCUAAAACAAGAGAGAUGAAAAUAGAUAAUUAGUUUUUUGUGACAAACUGAUGAUAAGCAACAUAAAAAAUCAAUAUUGAAAUGAAACAGUGAAAUAUUGAAAUGAAACAUUGAACUAUUGAAACAUUGUAAUGAUAUGUAAUCAGUUCUGUACAAACAUGUGACAUAUCAAGCAUUAAUCCAGUUAACUGCCAUGGAAUCAUUACUGUGCUUGUGUCAAGUAAAAUUCUAUGAUGGCUAGUAGUGUACUGUUUUUGCUAGGACAUGUGCAUUUCAAGCAACAGACGUAACAGCACAAACAUCCUAAACAUUGACAGCUUUGAGCACACAUGUUGUCACAAGCAGACUUGU
Molecule: messenger RNA, 1852 nt
Organism: Gigantopelta aegis
Lineage: Eukaryota; Metazoa; Mollusca; Gastropoda; Neomphalida; Peltospiridae
Exons: 1
Coding region: 419-1534 (371 amino acids)
Biological process (GO): regulation of DNA-templated transcription
Cellular component (GO): NuA4 histone acetyltransferase complex
Source: RefSeq, a predicted model, not a curated record